UGACAGGAGGAUGCUGAGCUGCAUUCCCAUCAUUCUGUGAGGAGAGGAGGAUCCCCCUGCGCAGCCACGACGGAGGAGACGCCGAGCGAUAAGAACAUAUAAAAAUAAUCCAAGUUGAGCUUUUUAUCUGCCACCAUGUCAGCUGGAGGAGAUUUGGGGAACCCCCUGAGGAAAUUUAAACUCGUGUUUUUGGGCGAGCAGAGCGUGGGGAAAACAUCUCUCAUCACUAGAUUCAUGUACGACAGUUUCGACAACACAUAUCAGGCCACCAUUGGAAUUGACUUCCUAUCAAAGACAAUGUACCUGGAAGACCGAACAGUAAGGCUGCAGCUGUGGGAUACAGCUGGACAGGAGCGUUUCAGGAGCCUCAUCCCGAGCUACAUUCGAGACUCUACAGUGGCUGUGGUCGUCUAUGACAUUACAAAUGUGAAUUCAUUCCAGCAGACCUGCAAAUGGAUUGAUGAUGUCAGGACAGAGAGAGGAAGCGAUGUUAUCAUCAUGCUAGUAGGCAACAAGACAGACCUGGAGGAGAAGAGGCAAAUCACGAUCGAGGAAGGAGAGCAGAGAGCCAAAGAGCUGAACGUCAUGUUCAUCGAGACCAGUGCCAAGACAGGCUGCAAUGUCAAACAGCUGUUUCGUCGAGUUGCAGCGGCCCUACCUGGAAUGGAAAGCUUGGACGACGCGAAUCCUGAAGGCAUGAUCGACAUCAAGCUGGACAAACCAGCAGAGCCUACUGUCCCUGAAGGCGGGUGCUCAUGUUAAUGCAGAGCUGCAUUUGGACAGCUCCCUUCACACCAUAGGCUUGUUGUGUUGCUUACUACUGGUUAGCUUCCAGUUGACUUCUCUAAUUGGAUAUAGGAUCCGGGCCUUGUAUCUGAUUGGACAAAUCAAAUGUUAUCUUUCAGUCUUUGUUCAGUUGUAAAAUAUUGUAUACUUUGUCAAUAUGUAAGUGACUGGAGGAGAAAAGGGAAGAUAAAAAAAAACAACAACAACAAUAUGAUGACAUGAAAAUGACAAAAAACUGUUUGGGAAAAAUGAAAAAGGGAGAAAAAAAAAACGGGACAACCAACGGAGUUCUUUUCGCUGUUAUGUUUUGUAUUUUUUAUAUAUAAAAUGGGAAAGCACCAAAAAUGAUGCCUAAACACAGAAGGAGAAAUAGUCGGGGCUCAGCUGUUUUUCUAGACGGCUGAACAUGUCUGAAUGUCUGCAGCACGCAUGCACGCUGAUCUGAUCUUUGACCUUUGGCCUGCCCUCCAGGGUCUCCGCGCUCUGGACGGAGGUUGACUAUCUUAGAAUGUUUUAUAGCAUCUCUCUAUAGCAUCUCAUGACAAAACGUAUCUCAUUUGAUAUUCCCACAAGAGUCAACUUCCAGUAGGUUCACCUAACAGUAGCUGUGAAAAUGUGGCACUCUAUCUCUCUAUGGGUUUAACUUUUAUAGAACAAACUGUACUGUGGUUGAAAAAAAAAAAGAAGUAAUAAAAAGACAACUUACUAUCAACACUCCCCAUCCCUUCAACAAGUCCUCUCCUCUUCCUCCUCUCCUCCCUCUGUCCCUCUGUCUCUCCUUCCAGCCUCCCCCGUCCCUCCAUCCCGGUAAUACACAUAUAACAAUCCACUGUAAUGCACUGCACUGUAUAUAAUAAUGUAAUAUGUAUGUUGUGAACGUCCCUCUGUAGAAGUGGUCCUUGUUCACCAGUAUGAAAAAUGUAAUAAUGUUUAAUGAUUAAUAAAUUACAGAUUAAAGGGCUUCACUCUCCUAACCAUCAACAUUUA
Acanthochromis polyacanthus (spiny chromis) is the source of this 1773-nucleotide messenger RNA. It is a transcript of the gene rab6bb, whose product is annotated as RAB6B, member RAS oncogene family b. Gene Ontology annotation, molecular function: GTPase activity; GTP binding. The record is from RefSeq and is a predicted model, not a curated record. The transcript has 8 exons. NCBI's taxonomy places the organism in Eukaryota, Metazoa, Chordata, Actinopteri, Pomacentridae. Bases 136 to 762 code for a protein of 208 amino acids.